UUGGAUAUAUUGAAUUCAAUUAAAAAAGUCAAUCAUUUAAUCAAAAAAAUAAAAAAAUAAUUAAAAUGAAAUUUCUAGUAUUCGGUGUCCUAUUACUGACUGUGGCCUACGUUUGUGAGUCGGCAUCACUCGGAAGCCGAUCUCUCGAUGACGACGUCAAGAAGCAGAUCCUAACCCAGGUAUCCAAUCUGUUAGAUCAGGCCCGCACUGCCAUCGACACACUCAAGAAGAGCGGCAAAUCUGAACUAAAACAUGGACUCGAAAAAGCUAUUGAAUUGGCAAAGAGUAUCAAUGAUAAACUUAAAGCACUUAAUCCAACCACAGAAGUCGGUAAAUCCAUAUUCAAAGGCGUGUCAGUCAUAGCUUCAGAGGCUGUAGUCUGGUUGGAGUCGGAGCUAAAGAAAGUUCCGCCAAUGGAUGACAUCAACGACGAUAUCAAAGAUUUGGUACUCAAACAAGUCAGCGAUAGUAUCGAUCAAACUCGCAAAGCAAUCGAUGAUUUGAAAAAAUCUGGUAAACCAGAGCUCAUUAAUGGACUCAAGAAGACAAUUGCUUUCGUUCAGGACAUUGAAAAACAAUUACAAGACUUGAAACCAACCACUAAUAUCGGUAAAGCAUUGUUAGAAGGAAUCCAGAAGUUGGCCACAAUUGGUGAGAAUGCUCUACAAAAUGAAUUGAAGAAUAUUCCUCCAUUCGAAAGCCGAUCCCUCGAUGACGACGUCAAGAAGCAGAUCUUAGCCCAAGUAUCCAAUCUGUUAGAUCAGGCGCGCACUGCCAUCGACACACUCAAGAAGAGCGGCAAAUCUGAAUUAAGACACGGACUCGAAAAGGCCAUUGAAUUGGCAAAGAGUAUCAAUGAUAAACUCAAAGCUCUUAACCCAACCACAGAAGUCGGUAAAUCCAUAUUCAAAGGCGUGUCAGUCAUUGCUUCAGAGGCUGUAGUCUGGUUGGAGUCGGAGCUCAAGAAAGUUCCGCCAAUGGAUGACAUCAACGACGAUAUCAAAGAUCUCGUACUCAAACAAGUCAGUGAUAGUAUCGAUCAAACGCGUAAAGCAAUCGAUGAUUUGAAGAAAUCUGGUAAACCAGAGCUCAUAAAUGGACUCAAAAAGACUAUUGCUUUCGUUCAGGACAUUGAAAAACAAUUACAAGACUUGAAGCCAACCACUAAUAUCGGUAAAGCAUUGUUAGAAGGAAUCCAAAAGUUGGCCACAAUUGGCGAGAAUGCCCUACAAAAUGAAUUGAAGAAUAUUCCUCCACAAUAGACAACAUUUGUUAUCAAUAAUUAUAAAUUAUUUGUACAAUAAAAUUGUACUUUAAAUUCACUUUUUUAUAAUAUAAAUAAAUAAAAACUGUUU
Oppia nitens is the source of this 1355-nucleotide messenger RNA. RefSeq lists its product as uncharacterized. The transcript has 2 exons. Lineage: Eukaryota; Metazoa; Arthropoda; Arachnida; Sarcoptiformes; Oppiidae. The record is from RefSeq and is a predicted model, not a curated record. Bases 66 to 1262 code for a protein of 398 amino acids.